AGGCGAGACACGUUUACUUCCGGUGUGAUCCUCCCAUGCUGUGGACACCGGGGAGCUGCAGCACGUCUGUGUCAGUGUUGUUUGAUUUAAAGUUGUGCAUGUGAUAGAACAAUGGUGGGGAAGAUUAAACACGUCCGUCAGAGGAUUCACCAGGAGGCGGUGAGGCUGGAGAGGCCGAGCAGCCUCGCUCAGAGCCCGGGUUCGGAGCUACGAUCCCCGGGGUUGGAGAAACUUCCUGCUGCCUCGUUUUUCUCCAUCAAACCUCCACUCCUGGAAAACAAGGAGAGUGACACUUCCACAGAUCCUGAACAGCCUGUUGCAGCCAGCUCGUUCCCUGCUGGGAUCUUUGCCGGAACCAAAAUCAGCCCAGAGGUUCUCAAACAGACGCUGAAGUUCGAGGAGCCUCCAGAAGAGCCGGUACCUGCUCCGAAAGGUCCAGAGGAGAGGAAGCUGAAGUCAAAGAAAGAGAAGAUGAAGGAGCGGAGGGAGCGCUGGCUGCACAAGAUCAGCUCCAUCAAACAGGCGAAGGAGCGUCAGGCAGCCGAGGCGCGGCGGCAGGCCACACCCGUGGUGGGCGACAUGAGGCCGUUAGCCGAAGCCCUGCCCGAGCUCUCUCAGCUCAUCGCCCCCACUGCCGCCACCGCGGCGCCCGCUGCUCGCCGCAAGAGCCGAAAGAACAAAGUACCGGUGAAGCGGCCUGAGCCAACAGACUUCAGCCAGAUGAAACAGUCUCAGAAGCGUAGACUCCUGGAAGCAGAGACCAGCCGCUUCGGAGACGCAGUGAAGACCCUCUCCGCCAAAAUGAACCCUCUGGUGGACAUCGGAGAGCAGCUGAGGAAGAGGAUGAGGAAGGAAGAGGAGCAAGGUCCCAGCUAACAGCUGAGCUCUGUGAGAGACUGAAGGAUUCCACAGAGGAACAAAGAUCGCUUCACACCUGGGCCGGGUUUCACAUCUACCUGAGUCUGAAGGACGGAUGGAUGUAACGUUGGUCUCUGGAGGAAAAAUCAAAGUGUUACUUUAAGACAUGAGAUAUCUAACGUGUGAAGAUGAUGCUCAGGUGUCUGUGAAAGGAGUGACUCCACUCGAGGUCACACAUUCAGGACGCUGCAGCCUGAUCACAGACUCAGAGAGGACAUGUAUCGAGUCGUCUGUAACGUCUAUAUUUCCUCCUCAGUAAUAAACGACAGAUCAUUUCAUAUCAACAUGAA
Molecule: messenger RNA, 1208 nt
Organism: Notolabrus celidotus (New Zealand spotty)
Lineage: Eukaryota; Metazoa; Chordata; Actinopteri; Labriformes; Labridae
Gene: slx9
Product: family with sequence similarity 207 member A
Exons: 6
Coding region: 112-876 (254 amino acids)
Biological process (GO): maturation of SSU-rRNA from tricistronic rRNA transcript (SSU-rRNA, 5.8S rRNA, LSU-rRNA)
Cellular component (GO): 90S preribosome; preribosome, small subunit precursor; nucleolus
Source: RefSeq, a predicted model, not a curated record